AUGGCGCCCAUCACACCUCUCAAUGCGGCGGACAUAACUGAAAAAGCGCGCCGGGAGCUGCUUCUUCUGCUCGAGGGUAUAAGAGGCAAGAAGAAUCUCGUGCUUGAGAAAGCUCUUGCAGGCCCACUGAACUUGCUUGUCAAGUUCUCCACGUUGCAGGAAUACGGCGUCGACAAGCCCUUCUUCCUCGAGAACGACAAUGUCGACUCGUCUCAGCGCAACAUCGUCUUCCUCGUCAGAGGCGAGAAAGCGAAAACUGUGAUGGCUGUUGCUGACCAAAUCAAACGUAUACGGCGAGACAGCCAAAUUGAGCAUGAAUUUUCCAUCUUCUGGGUGCCUCGUCGUACUAUGACUUCCGAUCAACUGCUCGAAGAAGCGGGUGUUCUGGGUGAAGCUAGUGUGAGCGAAUGGCCGUUGUUCUUCGUGCCACUUGCAGAUGAUGUGCUGUCGCUUGAACUUGAAGAUGCUGUGUCAGAUCUCUAUCUUAAGAAAGAUCCGACCGCAAUCUACUUGUCAGCCAAAGCACUCAUGCUUCAGCAGCAGAAGUAUGGUCUGUUUCCACGCAUCAUCGGAAAGGGUGACAAUGGCAAGCGCCUCGCUGACCUCCUCAUCCGCAUGCGUACCGAAGUCAUGGCAGGCGAGACAUCUGCUAGCGGAGGACCAUCGUUCAUGGGCUUAGCACCUAGUUCUAACAUAGGCAGCCUCAUCAUCGUCGAUCGAGAAGUCGACUUUCCCACGGUACUACUCACUCAGUUGACCUACGAAGGGCUCAUCGACGAGGUCUUCAAUAUUACCGCAAACCAAACAGAAGUCGACUCUUCCAUAGCCGGCGGCGCACAGCCUCAACAAGGACAGACUGGAUCGGCGUCGACCAGUAUGAAGCGCAAGAUCAUGAUUGAUUCGAAAGACACUCUGUAUGCCGAAUUGGGUGACGCCAACUUCGCCAUUGUCGGCAACCUGCUCAACCAAGCAGCCCGUCGCCUCCAAAGCAGCACAGGACGCGAUCAGCUUGCUACAAAGACGACUUCCGAGCUCCGUGACUUCGUCGCCAAGUUACCAGGCUACCAGGCUGAACAAGCAAGCUUGAAGUUACACACCAGCUUGGCUGAGGAGAUUAUCAAGUUUACGCGCACUGACAUCUUCACGCGAAGCCUAGAAGUGCAGCAGAACAUUAUGUCUGGCGCCGACCCUACAACCCAGCAUGACACGAUAACCGAGCUCAUCAACCGUGAUGUACCGCUCCCCGCCAUCCUCCGUUUGCUAUGCUUAGAAUCCACCACCAAUGCCGGAAUCCGCCCGAAAGAUCUUGAAACCUUCAAACGCGCCAUUAUCCAGGCUUAUGGCCCGCAACAUAUCCUUACCCUAGCGUCACUCGAGAAAAUGGGCUUGCUAGGAUCCCGAGGCGGCGUAAGUCUGGGCGGCGUAGGCGCACCCGCCAAACCAGGCAGCGUAACAAACUACACGCCCUUGCGAAAGAGCCUAAAGCUCUGGGACGAUGAUGUCAACGAAGCAAGUCCAAACGACAUCAGCUAUACUUUCUCCGGCUACGCACCCCUCAGCGUGCGCAUAAUCCAAUCCAUCAUCCAAAAACACACCCUCGCCAACGCCAUCAAACCGCCCUCCGACCCCCGAGCAAGCGCUCAAGCCAACCCUCUAGCCCAGGGCCUCCGCAUUUUUGACGACGCGAGUAAGUACGUUCGUGGUGCAACAUUCGACGAAACGCAGAAGGGCGAAGAGAAGGCGGUCAAGGCACGACAGCUGUUGAAUGGAAGUGCUGGCGAGAAGAACAAGACUAUUGUUGUGUUCUUCCUGGGCGGUGUGACGAGAGCUGAGAUUGCGGCCUUGAGGUUUGUGGGGGAGAAGUUGAAGGAGAGUGGUGGUGAGGGGAGGGGCUCGAAGAUUGUGGUUUGCGCGACGAACGUAAUCAAGGGUGAGGGGUUGGUGGGGAGUGCGAUCGAGAAGAAGAAGUUUGGGGGUUGA
This is a messenger RNA of Alternaria arborescens, 1980 nucleotides long. RefSeq names its product Vacuolar protein sorting-associated protein. Bases 1 to 1980 code for a protein of 659 amino acids. The record is from RefSeq and is a predicted model, not a curated record. Gene Ontology annotation, cellular component: fungal-type vacuole; CORVET complex. The transcript is spliced from 4 exons. Lineage: Eukaryota; Fungi; Ascomycota; Dothideomycetes; Pleosporales; Pleosporaceae. Gene Ontology annotation, biological process: intracellular protein transport; vesicle-mediated transport.